UUCAGACCGGUCAUGAGUAAUUCUCCCCAGAAACCACUGGAUUCUACCGUUUCGAAAGAGCUAAACGGAUGGGUAGAGCAGCUGAUGCAAUGUAAACGGUUAACAGAUGCUCAAGUGAAAACACUUUGCGAACGCGCCAAGGACAUCCUUACGAGAGAGGGAAACGUGCAGGAAGUCAAAUGUCCUGUUACAGUUUGUGGAGAUGUUCACGGACAGUUUCACGAUCUGAUGGAAUUGUGCCAAAUAGGUGGAAAAUCUCCGGACACGAACUAUCUAUUCAUGGGAGAUUACGUGGAUCGAGGGUACUACAGUGUAGAAACAGUCACAUUACUAGUAACUCUGAAAGUUAGAUAUCCAUCUAGAGUGACCAUCUUGAGAGGAAACCACGAAAGUAGACAGAUUACUCAGGUGUAUGGUUUCUACGACGAAUGUCUGCGAAAGUAUGGUAAUGCAAAUGUAUGGAAAUACUUCACAGAUCUGUUCGAUUAUCUUCCGCUAACCGCUCUGAUAGAUGGCCAGAUCUUCUGUCUGCAUGGAGGCCUCAGUCCCUCGAUAGACUCCCUGGACCACAUCAAGGCACUCGACAGACUCCAAGAGGUGCCCCACGAGGGUCCAAUGUGCGACUUGCUCUGGUCCGACCCCGAUGACAGAUGUGGCUGGGGAAUAUCGCCGAGAGGAGCUGGUUAUACGUUCGGACAAGACAUCAGCGAGACUUUCAACCACACGAAUGGACUCACAUUGAUUGCAAGGGCUCACCAGCUGGUAAUGGAGGGCUAUAAUUGGUGUCAUGAGCGGAACGUGGUGACGAUAUUCAGUGCGCCUAAUUACUGCUACAGAUGUGGGAACCAAGCGGCUAUAAUGGAGUUGGACGACAGUCUCAAGUACUCCUUCCUCCAGUUCGACCCCGCGCCCAGGAGAGGAGAGCCACACGUCACCAGGCGAACACCCGACUACUUCCUCUAGACUUCGCAUUCGAUAGCACACUCACCUCAAUCAACAUCUCCGUCUCCUCUGAUACCACCAGAAAUCCUCCUCGAACAACCCCGAAUGCUAAGGCCACCAACCACUGACAUAAGCGACAAGCAGCAGCACCAACGCCAAAUAGAUCUCUUUGAAGUAGUCAGUGGCAGAAAACUAAAGAGAUAAAGAUUACCAAUAAAGAAUGAACUUUGAAAUUGUUAAUGUCUGGCUCAAAAUCCAUCUUAAAAGCCAAACUGACCGGAUGAAUUUGAACUACUUGCAAAUUGGCGUUUGCCGUUUUGCUUGUUGACCCACGCCUUUGGACGAUCAGUUUUUGUUGUAAAACAAUAUAACGCGGAAUACUGAGCUGAUUGAAAUAAAAUAUAAAGUUUUAUUUUUGUAAUAAAGGUGUCAACUGUUAGAAUACUUUUUGCUUAGCAAAUAUUUUACCAAAACUUCAAAUAAAAUACAUGUCUAAUUUAACUUCCUAAUAGCAGUUGACACUUCCAUUCAAAGAAUUCGUGUUUCAGACAAAAAUUUCGCCACAAGGAUCUAUUCAAGCCACGAUUUAAUACGUUAAUGACUCUGAGCUUAUUCUCGAAGUCUCAAAAAACUCUCGGUGAAAAAAAACGCAACUGAAUUUGCGUCAUACCAGCAACAAUUUUAAGCUAAUGAAGUUCGAAAAUGUAAUUAUUUUCAUUAAAUUAAAAUAACCAAUUCAUACUUGAUAUCUUUGCUCUAAUUUGGUUAAAGUACCUUGUUAUUCACAAAAUACCUUGUUUUCACAAAAAAGAUCUGAUGUGCAUUUUCGUUGUUAAUAACUUUCACCAAAGGAUCUGUUGCAAAUUACUUAAAUUUUGAAUAAUGAUCUCUAUUACCCUCAUCGCAACAGACAUUUGAUUUUACCCAAAAUGCUCAAAACUUGAUACUCAAUUUCGAUGAUCUCAUUGGUAGCUAGAAGGUGGUUUUGUUUCUAUAAUCAAGUUUGAGCAUCAGUUAUUGUUCAAUUUUGAGACAUCUUUUUCUUUGUGUUUUUGUGGUACAUGAAUGAAUGAUGAAUAAAUUUGUUUCGAUUAAUUCCUGCAGCACAAGCGAACUUCUCGGCUCGGCAUUUCGAAGUGAAGCAAAUAGUCAGUUGCCGAUGCAGCAGCUCGUAUGUAAAGUAGAUAUACUUCGAUCAUCUGAAUUGAAUUUUCGGUAAUUUUUCUCAAA
Molecule: messenger RNA, 2172 nt
Organism: Symsagittifera roscoffensis
Lineage: Eukaryota; Metazoa; Xenacoelomorpha; Acoela; Convolutidae
Product: serine/threonine-protein phosphatase 2A catalytic subunit beta isoform
Exons: 5
Coding region: 13-963 (316 amino acids)
Biological process (GO): mitotic cell cycle
Cellular component (GO): cytosol
Molecular function (GO): protein serine/threonine phosphatase activity
Source: RefSeq, a predicted model, not a curated record